Trypanosoma rangeli is the source of this 2058-nucleotide messenger RNA. RefSeq names its product putative tRNA pseudouridine synthase A. Bases 1 to 2058 code for a protein of 685 amino acids. NCBI's taxonomy places the organism in Eukaryota, Euglenozoa, Kinetoplastea, Trypanosomatida, Trypanosomatidae. Gene Ontology annotation, biological process: pseudouridine synthesis. Gene Ontology annotation, molecular function: pseudouridine synthase activity; RNA binding. The transcript has a single exon. The record is from RefSeq and is a predicted model, not a curated record.
AUGCGUCGUCUGGUGCCCCCACAGCGUGUACUGCUGGCGACGAUGUCGUGGCAGCAGCAGCGGCGAUGGGAGUUCUGCAGGGACAAGGCAGCCGAUGGUGAAGGUGCAUCAGCAUCAGCGUCCUCGCCGAGACGGAGAAAAAUGUCCCCUGCAGCGGCGGAGCUGUCGCGGAGCGAAGACGUCUCCAAGCGUGAGGAGAGGCUUGACAUUGAGCGGCACUUUCCCACGGCUAUGUCUCACAUAAAGGCACCCCUAGUGAGUUCGUACGUGGUGGACGAAGGAAGGAAACGAAAGUGGAAGGAGGCUACAUGUGUUGUGAACGCCGACGGCUAUGCACCCGCCAAAGAGGACACGGAUGCCGCCGCUUCUUUUUUCAACGAGGGCAGUCUGGAUAUUCGUGGGGGACCACAGAAGCGAGGCACCCGCGAGAGAGUGCCAUCACGGAGAGAAUCAGCUUCACCGGAUGUGCUUCAGCUUUCGGCAGGCAACGCUAGGCAACACGGACUUGCGCUUGCGGAGGAGAGUAACGUCUCCCCUGCCGACCCCACCAUUGAGCCGGAGGGUGAGGAGGGGCAAGGUGCCUCCGGUGACACCCCCGUGCAACUCACAGAUAUGCUAAAGGAGAGGUUAAUGGAACUCAAAGCUGAAAAAUUGCGCGAGGAUCGAAAUGACACCUACUUGCCGCGUCGUCUGCGAUUGCUGUCCGACCACGAGGUAGAAAAACAGCUUGAAGAGAAGACAACGCAAAGAAAACUUGCUGUGAAAAUAAGAUCUGCUGCGUCAAACCUCACGUCAACAACCUUGGCGGAUUUGGAUAAUGAAGAUAUUGGAAGGGGCGAGAAGGGCGUUGACCAGUUGAUGAGGGCAGCAGAUGCAACAAAUAAUACUGUAGCUAUGGGGACCAUUUUUCGAAGGUCAGCCGACUUCAUUCCUGGUGAAACCUCAUACGACCCGCUUGCAGACUUUGCAAAGGAGUCUCUCAACAUUGGCAUGGAUCGACCGAGCACUUUGAGUGGCUCCGUGCACCUUCUUCGUUGUUUGCCGCGUUCAGGUUUCUGUAGCCGACGGGAGGCACUUGCUAUCAUUGCCAGCGGCCAAGUGCGUGUAGAUAAUGUGGUGGAACGCAACCCAUUUCGUCUUGUUCGAGCAGAAAACAACAUCCAUAUAGAGUCUCAUAGUGGUCGCCUUCGCUUCGCCCCGCCGCGUCUCUGGAUGUACCACAAACCAGCCUAUGUUAUCGUAUCUAGAAAUGAUGUGGCAGGUCGCACUCUCAUCACUAAGCAUGCCCGUAUACUUGGUAUGGAUCACCUUGUCCCUGUGGGAUCACUUCCAAUGCGGUCUCAUGGAUUGCUGCUUCUCACCAAUGACGGUGAACUCUCACGCCUUUUGGAGAAUCCAAAAACGAUGAUUCAACAAACGUACCUGCUUCGUGUUCGUCCAGCCAUCGAUCCGGUGCUGGCGCAUAAAUUGAACACGGAAGGUAUCUUGGUGAAUGGGAAACGGCACGGAAACGUGGAGUUUUUUGUUAAUCCGGCCAUGAAGUCACGGUAUUCUUUGAAGGUAAAAGUAAGAGGCGAGACGAUGCCAAUUUCACACUUAAUGCAGCACCUGGGACGAACGGUGGAGCGUGGUGGCCGCAUUUCUUUUGGUCCAUUCUCAAUGAGCGGUCUCCCAGUUGGUUCCAUCCGCGAGGUAACGAUACCGCCGUACUACAUGCGGCAUACUGGGGCUGUUUGGAAGGAGUUUAUUGAGCGUGACUGGCCCUUUUUUCGUCGACAACGGGUCUCUCGUUUACGCCGUUUAAGCCGCUACCGUGAGCUGACUCCAAAGGAGUUGGAGGAGUUGGACAAUUUCACAUACGAGGAAAUUAAAGAUGCCCUGAGUUUUGAAUCGCAAGAAUUAAAGGCGGCAUCUGAAGAACAACUGCAGCGCAUGUCCAUUCGCCCCACUUUGGAUGAACAGCCUUUACAGAACGACUUUGGAGGUGUUGACGUGGAUUCUAACUGCGCUCUUCCAGAAGAAGACGAAAUCAUGGAAGAUAUUACCGCCGUAAUAUGA